ACUCCGACGCCGGCGCUGAUUCAGUUGCGAACUGAGUGUUAAUCUCUGAUAACCGACCACCGAGAUGCUUCUAUAGCAUUUAGUGUCUUGUGAAUACUUCAGUGGUAUUUAAAUUAAUUGUGAAACCAUUUAAUGGACUUGUAUAGCAAUGCAAGAAGAUAAGUUUGCAACUACCGACUACGAUAAGAGAAUCCAUACAAUAUUCUGCAACAAAGAGGAGAAAACGUGAGUAAGUAAAUAUUUGUAAUGAUAAGAUGUUCAAAUAUUCUUAUGGUGCUUAAAAUAUAUCAGUAACAAUAGUCAAAGUGAUGAGUGAACAUGAUACUCUCUUAAGAACAAGAGGUGAUCUGAAGGUGAUGAAUAAUUCAGUGUAAGAUAUAUUAAACGAUAUCAUUUUUCCUUUAUAAAAUACCAGUUAAAUUCAGCUUUCCAUCGAAAGGUUGGAAGUAUAUUGUUUUGUUUUGCUUUCACUGCAUUUUUUGGUAUUUACAUUAAAGUAUUGUCUAUCUAUCAGUUUAUACAUGAAGCGCGUAGUUAGCAUUUUCGGUCUGUGACGUGGAACUCAAGCAAUUUUCAUUAGGACCGAUAAUAGGAUGGGUGACCAAUGUUUCAGAAGACACUUUAAGUGUAUGUUAAUGAAAGUAAUUAUCAUCACCUGAAUCAAACUGAUUAGGCAAUGGUGAGUCAUGACCCAUUGCGAACUGGUGGGUGUUAACGACUGCAGAUGCAGCCAAAAUCAAUAGCUUAACGUGCUUUCCGAAGCAAAGAGGAGCUCGAGAUAAUAAAUUUUUGAUCACCCAUCCUAUAACCGGCCCUUCGAAGGUUGCUUAACAACCGUAUCGCAGACCGAGCAUACUAACCACUAAGCCGCCAAGUUCGCUACAAAAUACUACUACUUUGUAUUUUCUCAAUAUUAUGUUUGAGAUAGGGUAGCUCUUGAGAAACUAUAUUCUAUUUUAAAAUUUAUAAAAACAUGUUGAAUUGGUAUCUAGACGUUUAUAAUGUAUCUCGUCAUGACGCGAUAGAUUCUGAUUGACAAAAAUAACCUUAAUGAAAGUUAAAUUAAUUUGAAUGGGAUAUUUUGUAUCUAAAAUUAGCCUGUUAAUAAACUGCAUUUUUAAAAAGUUUCAUUCACCCUCAGUUUUCUUGCAACACUAUUUUUUAAGUAAAUAUGGUUGAAAAUUGAAUUUAAUCAAGAAAAACAACUAACAUUUGACUUUUAUUCAGGAUUUUUGGGAAUAUUUAGCGUCAGGUACAUCUCUUUUGAGUGUCCAACAGUAAUCAGCCAACAUGUUCGGACUCCACUUGCCUUGGUACCGUUUUUCCAUGUCGGAUAUAUCCUGAUGGAAUCGCUCGCCGUGUUCAUCACUAACGGCUCCCAAAUUUUGAGGAAAAAAAUCCAAAUGAGAGUGUAAGAAGUGUAUCUUGAGCGACAUACUGCAUCCCAUAUUCUUGUAAGCUGAUAAGAGGUUGUUGACCAACUCUUCAUAGUUUUCGGCCUUGUGGUUCCAAGAAAAUUACAAACAAUAUUUCGAAAACAUGUCCAUGCAGAUUUUUCGAUCGGAUUAAGUUUUUGUUCAAAUUCUUUAUCAGACAGUAGAUCUCUAAUUUGUGGUCCUACAAAUAUUCCCUCUUUUAUUUUGGCAUCGCUGAUUUUUGGGAAUUUCUGUUUCAACUAACAAAAACCAUCUCCAUUUCUGUCCAUAGCUUUGACAAAGUUUUUUAUGAGUCCGAGUUUGAUGUGCAAUGGAGGUAGCAAUACAUUAACGGAGGGUGAAGAACAUUUCGUUGACCUGGGAUAAGAGCGACUCGUUUAGGCCACUCCUUUUUAACAUAGUGAUUUUUUUUUAUCUCGACUCACUCACAGAUGAAACAACAAAAUUUCGUAUAUCCAAGUUGUAAUCCUAGUAAAAUAGCAAUUACUUUUAAGUCUCCACAUAUUUUCCAGGAGUAUUGAUUAUAUUUAAUAUGUUCAAGCAGUGACUUCAUAUUAUCAUAUGAUUCUUUCAUUUCAGUAGCAUGAGCGACCGGCACAGAAGGGUAUUUAUUACCAUUAUGUAACAGUACAGCUUUCAAGCUAACCUUUGACGAAUCUAUAAACAAUCGCCAGUCGGAUGUUUUAUAUUCAAUCGUCAGCUCGGCCAUAACUGAGGGAAUGUCACUACAAAACACUAAAUUGCCAUCUUGAGAAAAAAAACUUGAGAAGUGCGUGUGUCGUUUUCUGUAUACGGAUAUUCUGGUAUUUUUUUCUAGUAAAUUCCAAUCAUGAAGUCGGGAAGCCAAGAGUUCUGCCUGUCCUUUACUGAGAUCCAAAUCACGUACAAGGUCAUUGUCGUCGUUUUGAUUUACAAAAUGAGAUGCCGUAUUUGAAAUGCAAGUCGGAUCGGAAUCAGAAUUCUCAGAUACAUUUUCUUCAUCAAUCACGUCAUCCGUGUUUACUGGGGCUGAGGAGCAGGCAGAUCAUCACUGUGUGGGAUAGGUCUUUGAGCAGAUUGUAAAUUCUGUAAAUUCUGAAAAGAUAGUUCAUCUAGAUUUGUGAUUAAUUCCUUUGAUAGAAGUUUGGCAGAAAUAACAAUCUGAUACAUGUUCUUUCUGUUCAGACCAUAUCAUUGGAACUGCAAACGGCAUAUGACGAGAUCGUUUAGCCCAUGAUGUUAAUAAACUAACACAUUGUGCACAACAAACACUAGGAGUCCAGGUUUUGUCCAAAUUUCGCACCGGAAAGCCAAAAUAAUUAAAAUAACAGUUUUUAACUAAUGGUGUCAAAUUACGACGUUAACUUUUAAUAGUAAGUUGACCGCAAAUGUAACAAAAGUUAUCAGGAUGGUUUACAUACACUCUGGGCAUCUUAUUACGAUGUACAGAAACGACAAUCACAAAAAAAACCGUUUUUAUUUCAAUAAUUCAAUAUUAAUUUAUCGGAAACAUACGUCGGUAAGCAAAAUUCACGUAAUCAAUUUAGUUUAUGUUUAACGAAAACUGAGGGUGAUUGAACAAAACUAAGUAUGAGGUUUAUAUGCGGGUAGGUAGUAGUGUUUAAAAAACCGACUCGAUUUUGUUUAACAAAAAUACUGUUUACCAGUGAUAAACUCAUGAGUGAACUUUAUAAUUUUAUUUGUUUUAUACUACUAGUUUAGUAAGUCGAAAUAAAAACACUGAAAAAUUAACUAUCUAAGAUACCGGAUCUACGUUGUCAUAAAUUUUCUAUAGAAUACAGUUGUAUCAUUAAAGAAAAUUCAUAGUUUAAUCAUGAGUGGCAUUUAGUUUCGUUAGUAGCCAUGUCACGUAUUCAGGGAACCUGAAACUUGAAACGGCCUCAUAAGCGAACUAUUGAAAGUUGAAGAAGUUUCUUAUUUCAGAGGCCCCGAAUUUUCACCAUCCCUCAAAGUAAAUAAAGAAAAAUGUAUAAAAGAAGAAGAAAGUAUAAGGAAGACAACAUGGUACACUAACUCGGUACCAGUGAUUUAUAACUAUUUAAAUUUAUGUAUUAUAGGUCUUUUAAUAUGGGGACUACUGUGGUGUUCAUGUGGAAACUCAUGGAGCUGGGACGGUCAAUGGUUCAGAUUAGCUGCGGUGGCUAUCACAGCAUGGGCGAGCGGUGAAAUUCUGCAGACACUCACUACACUACCACCAUUACUUGCAGCGUUACUAACAGGAAUCCUGGCAAGAAAUAUUGGUUUUCUAGAUAUGAACCAAUAUACAGAUAUAGAUGCAUUUUUAAGAAAAAUAUACCCUGUUAUAAUUUUGGGAAAGGCGUCCCUUGGCUGGGAUCUUAAUUUCAUGAAGACGAACUGGCGAAGACUUGCGACUCUUGGUACACUACCCUGGCUGGCUGAGGUGCUCGUGCUGGCUUUUUGUGUUCAUCUCUAUCUCGGAUUCCCUUUGAUUUGGGGUUUCCUUCUCGGUUCGGUAUACGCAUCAGUGUCAUGCGCUGUGGUGAUGCCCGCGGUGACACGCAUCAGCGCGGCCGCCGGCUGCACACGGAACUGGUCACAGCUGGUGUGCACCGCCGGCGGGACAGACACCGCGCUCAGUGUUGGUGUCUACGGGCUCAUCUACAGCUUUAUAUUUUACGACACCGAUGACACUUACAGAUAUACCAAAGCUGGACUUACGCUUUUUGCCGGCGUCGCUCUCGGAAUCAUCAUGGGCACCGUGGCCGGAGUUCUCCCCAACUCCCGCGACUUCUAUGUAACCGAAUUGCGAAUAAUAAUGGUGGUAGCUGGCGGACUACUCGCCAAUAUGCUGACGUCAUUAUUUGGAUGGGGUGGCGUUGGUGGAGUAGCAGUGCUAGUGUGUAACGCUACAGCAGCUUCAUUCUGGUUAAAAGAUGGAUGGAAGUUGAAUAACAAUCCUGCUUCUACUGCCUACCGUGUCAUGUGGUCUACGCUAGAGCCUAUGGUGUUCGCUUACUCAGGCACUUUUUUUGAGAUCAACAGCAACUUAGCAACCGUAUUGAUACCGGGGUUUGGUAUAUUAGCUGUGUGCUUGUUCGUUCGACUGCUCGUCACUUGCAUUACGUGCUGGGACUUCACUAUACGAGAGAAAAUUUUCAUCUGUUGCACUUGGAUACCAAAAUCCAUAGUUGUGGCAGUACUUUGCCCGCUGGUAAUAGACACCGUCGUCACAUCCAAUCGCGGUAGCACAGAGAAACAAUACGCCGAGAACAUAAUGCGUCUGUUGAUACAGCUAAUACUCAUCACGACACCUCUAGGAUUCCUGCUCACCAAUCACCUUGGACCUUUGCUUUUGCGAAAUCGUGAAAAGGACUCUGAGAAACCUGAUUGGGCCUCUCCAAGAGACAAGUCGAUAAAUAGAUCUCAAAAUGAAGAAAGACCAUGAAGUGCCAUUGCCAAUUACGUGAUAGCUAGUCUAUUAUAUUGUCGAUUAUUUAACUUUUAUACAAAUUGACUUAGAAAUAAAACUUUAGCUAAUUGAAGAAAUGCCAAAUUUUAUUACUUACUCAAAUUUAAGUUCAGGUUUCAAUGUUUUCUUUCGUCAUUUUAUGCAAGAUAUUUUCUUAAUUAACGUUUAUAAUACCUUCCUUUUUGUAAUACUUAGAAAUAUUUGAAUUUUAUCAUUGAUAUUAUAGCUAAGAAUACAUUUAUAGGUACUUAUUAAAUUAAUAUAAUUAAGAAAGGCAUUAGUGAAAGUCUAGACUUUGACCAACAAUAAAUCAUUUUCUAAUC
Diatraea saccharalis (sugarcane borer) is the source of this 5189-nucleotide messenger RNA. The record is from the annotation of a GenBank genome assembly. NCBI's taxonomy places the organism in Eukaryota, Metazoa, Arthropoda, Insecta, Lepidoptera, Crambidae.